This is a messenger RNA of Frieseomelitta varia, 4756 nucleotides long. RefSeq lists its product as uncharacterized. Gene Ontology annotation, molecular function: ubiquitin-protein transferase activity; nucleosome binding. Gene Ontology annotation, cellular component: site of double-strand break; nucleus. NCBI's taxonomy places the organism in Eukaryota, Metazoa, Arthropoda, Insecta, Hymenoptera, Apidae. The transcript has 4 exons. Gene Ontology annotation, biological process: double-strand break repair. The coding region runs from base 72 to 2660 and encodes 862 amino acids. The record is from RefSeq and is a predicted model, not a curated record.
GUUCAAUGAGAGAAUCACGGUUCUCAAAAUGAUCAUAGUGGUUGUUAUGUUUCUUUAAAGAAUAUGGCAAGAUGGCGACAUAUUUGAAGCGAACGUCAAAAUUGUUUGAUAUUUCUUUGACACAAUCAUCGCUGGAUAUUAAUCUACGAGAUUUAAUAUGCCCAGUAUGCCGCAGCAUUCUUAUUGAACCAGUAACAUUGCCGUGUACACAUAACCUUUGCUUAAAAUGUUUGAAAGGUACUUUCGAAUACAAUAGUUUGAGUUGUCCUCUUUGUCGAAUACGAGUCGGUUCUUGGCUACGUACAGCGACGAAGACCGAAACAUUAGUUAAUAACGGCCUUUGGGAGUUAAUUCAGACGAAAUUUUCCAAAGAGGUUGAAAGUAAAUACAGCGGUAACGACAGAAGUAUCGAUUUGGAUGCUGGCUACAUUGGUGCUGAUAAGAUACUUAGUGCAGCUGGAGAAAUUCGACACGAAUAUGAGGUGCAACUUCAAAUGGCAGAGGAAGAAAUGCGAUGUCAAAGAAAAGCUGAAGAGAUAGCCAGCGAGGCUUUGAUUCGCAAAAUUCAAGAAGAAGAGCAACAACAACAGCUGGUUCAAUUAACUCAAGAUCAAUUACUUGCUAAAUCUUUGGUAAAGAAACAGCUUGUCGACAAACACAAAGAAGUGUCUAAAUAUAAGAACUCUCUCAAUGUAUCUAAUAGUUCUUUUCACACUUCAAAAUUGAAUGUCGCUACUAUGACUGAAGUGAAUUCAUACAAAGGGGAAUCGCAAAGUUCGAAGUAUGAGAAAGAGUCUCAAGAUAAUUCUGGAUUAAGAAGAUCAAAUAUUGCGUUAAUAUCUAAGAUCCAUACAGAAAGAUAUGCGUCUAGUAUAAAAAACAAUGUAGACCUGUCUGGUGCAUGUAACGAUUCUACGAGUAAAUUCUGUUGUCAGAAACCUGUACAUAAUGCUGUUUCAAGAACUUUAAAGCAUCAAACGGUAUCUAAAGUAAUUGAGCCUUGUAUAUCAAAAUGCUCUUUGGAACCUAGAACGUCUACUUCAAAAAUAUAUGGUACCCAGAGCAAGGAAGAGUUGCAUGUACCAAAUGAUAUCGUGAACAGUAAAAAAAAGAGCUUAAGUGUGGAAGUGUGUGUGUCGUCAGGGGACGAUGACGAAAGAAUGGGAAGUGCAGAAAGUACUGGUAGUCAUGAUAGCAUUAAUCAAGAAAUUCAUCAUUUUAAACCUAUCAAGGCUAUGCCCAGAACACCAUUAAAAAUGUCUACAGAUGGAAGACAAAUAGAUCCGAAACUAAUUAGAGUUGUUCCAAUACUAAAAAGGAUAUCGAACGUUGUACCUAAACCUCCGUCUCAAGUACAUUUAAAACGAAUCAUUGGAUGUUCCUGGAGUGCGUUUCGAGGAAGAACUAAACAGAGCUCUAAAGAAAAAGAUUCAUCUAAGCAAGAGAUUGAACAGAAACCAUCAACAUCUUGUAAUCAGUCACAGACAAAAUUUCAGACGCAUGAUAAUAUUCGCAAACUUGAAUAUAUUUCAGAGAUAUCGUUCGAUUCUAAUAAAAAUUAUGCUAAAAAUGUGAAUAACAUAAUUAAUGGUACUAAAGUUAGUAAAAAUUUAAUAUUAGAAGAGCAUAGAGAUAUUAGAAAAGUACAAAAGUCUUGGAAAUCUCAUGUUAGAAACGGUAUGGUGUGUAAAUCCAAACGACAAAAAUCUUUGUGGGCUAAGAAAGAUAUUAAGGUUGCAGCAAAUACAAAGUAUACGAAUGAUAUCGAAGUGAGAAAUUUAAAUUCCUCGUCUGAAUCUAUGAAGCUAAAUUCUUUCUAUGAUAAAAAAUCUGAAAUACGGGAAGCGGACGAUAUAACGAUCGAAAAUAUUGCGGAGAGAAUAAAGAAAAGGAAAAUAAACACAGAUAAAAAGAAUUCCACCAGACUGUCCUCUUCGGAUUUAGAAACAAUUAUAAAAAGAGACACAAGAAAGAGACCGUGUAGAAAAGAGGAGAUUGAAUAUGAAAUGACAGACGAUGUUCCUGUUUCAGUGCAAAAUAGAAGUAGAACUAAGUUCACUAGAUCUGCUUUAUCGAAGUCGAAACAGCGAAGGGUGUGCUCAACGAAACAAUCUAGUAUAGAAAGUUCCGAGAAAGGUGACGCUUCCAUAAAGUUAAAUUGCCAGAUUAACAAUUCUGGCUUAAAAAGAACAACACGAAAGAUAAAACAGGCCAACAGUUCCAUAAAUACAACAUACGAUAGCGUGAAUAAUGUGGACAAUUGCAAUUCGUCUAAAUCUUGCGUUGAGAUGCAAGAACGUAUAUCAGAGAAUAACAAUACUACCGAAACGAGUACGAUUGUGGAGAAAAAUAUUCUCUCGGACGAAGAAAUUAUCAAAGAGCAAGAACGAAUGGAAAGACUAGUUAUACAGGAGAAAGAAGACUUCGAGUUGGCCCAAAGAUUGCAGGCAAAGUUUGAUGAGAUGGAGGGAAUCGCUGGUCGAACCAGAAGAUCUAGGAGGGCGAUCGAGAGUGAAACAAUCGAACUAGACUUGUAUAAAAUUGCCGGGAGAAAUCUACAAAAAGCAAUGAAUUCGCAUACUGCCAAAUCAUCAAUUAUCAAUCACGCUGUAAACACCGAGGUGAAAAAACGUGGUAGACCUCCAAAGCGUGUAAAAUAAUCUAUCAGCAUUGAUCAUUACGUCGGCAAAUCGCGAACUUUCCAAAUGGAUGUUCCUAUAAACUGUAAAAGAAAGGUUUGAAUUUCAUAUUGUACAAUAUUUUAUCUAUCUUAAUCGAAUUAUUUGCGUGGCUUGAUAUGCGUACCUGGAAGAGAUGUCAAUGCGUUCAAGAGAAUGUUUUAUGAACGUGUAUAAUCGUGUUUUGUAAUAUAUUUUAUUUACAUUUGAUGUUGAAAGAUCGAAAAAAAUAUUAUAUUGAAUAAUGAUCACGAGUCGGUAAGCUAUUUUGAAGAACAACAAUAUUAUUCUAGAGAAAAGAAAUGGAAGUGAAACUUCUCUCAAGCAUUUUUAUUCUUUGUUGUCAUUGACUUGUAUAAUAGUUGAUAGGAGACACAAUUCGACUGAUGCAUAAAAGAUGGGAUUCUUGAGAUUAAAAUUAUAGCUUUAAAAAGAUUUAUUAUAUAUUUAAAAACAAUACACACAAAAUAUGUAGAUGUAGUACUAUUACCAUUCUUUUUUUUUUUUCUUUUUUUUUUUUCUAGUAAGAUACGUGAAUUACGGUUAAGUAUUCAUUUUAUAAAAAUGAUCAAAAUAAUCACAAGUUAAUGUCAUACAUUUAUAUUUGGAAGUACUAUUAUUUCUUUUUAUACAAGAGAAUAGAGAGCUCUAAUAUCAAUUUUCGCUAAAUAUUGUAAUUUGUAGGUUAAGCAAGAACACGAUCUUGUUUUCUCUCUUGUAUUGUAGAGCAUUCUUUCUAUGUCAUAUCGUUUACAGCAACUUUGAUUUAUGUCCGUUAAUCCAACGAUCAACAAUAAACUGUUGUACGAGAUUUGUAGUAUUUUUCGAUUCUUAAUCGAACUUCGUAAAUAUACGCAUGUAUUUCAAUUUCUUUUCAAAGCACGUGGCGGAAAUUUUUCAGUUCAAAAGGAACUUGAUCUUGUAUACGCCGAAAUUAUAUUGUCAAUAUUAUAUUGUUACAUUACCUCUUGCAAUUAUUCACGCGUAUCAGCAGUUUUCUUUUCCUCUUCCAAUGUUUUUCUUUUUUUCCAUGUUUAUUGUUUUCCUCUUUGUUCCUUUUUUCUUUUUUUUAACCUUCAUCGCACACGCAAUUUUCGACGACAUAUAUUUCCGUUUAAUCUUCGUUCGAGAUAUUUCCAGUACUUCAUAUGCGAUGCAAAAAACUUCGAAUCCAGUAUGAUUUGUUAAUUGUUAUCUAGAUUAUUCGUUUACAGUCGUGUAUUAAUUAAUAGUAUUGACAGAGUACAAGUUACAUAUAUAUAUAUAUAUAUAUAUUUCCGAGGAACAAAUGGAAAUUUGAGGGAAUGUGAAAAGGGAGAGCGAGAAAAGUUAAGAAUUAAAUGAGAAAGGGAGAGUUGAAAAAAAAUUUGGCAGGCGCUUAUAUUAUUGAGGUGCUUCAAACGCCAGUAACGUGUUGUCAUACAACAAUGUAGAGUAACAUGCGUCGGGCAUCUCGUUAAAUUUAUUUCUUACUCCGUCAAUAGUGAUAGUCUUUCAAUUACAUACUUAUAUACAUACAGGCAUAUAUACAUAAAUGCAUCAUACGCAUAAGUAUGAUUAAUCACAUGUACUACCGUAAUACCACCGGUGUACGAUUGCAAAGGGGGAAAAAAAGUAAACCAAUCAAGAUCGCUUUGAACAUAAUUUAUCGCGUAAUUGCACUAAAGAAAGAAGGAAAAAAAAACUAAAAUCAGAGUAAAGAUAAACUAUAAGAUUUACGAAUGUAUAAAGAAAAUAUUUACAGAUAUAGAUUAACUACAUUACUAUACGGAUAACGUCGAACAAUAUGUAUCGGUAAAUAGGAAAUAGCGAGAUGUACAAUGUAUAAUCCAGACUUGAGAAUGAAAGAGAAAAGAAAAGAAAAGAAAGAAACGAACAGAGAGACAGAAUAAAUAAUACGUAACAUGGUAAAUAAUAUGGAUUUUUGAAAAAGUCAUUUUUAUAUUGUACGAACUGCAGAUAGGACUAGUGUAUCGAAAGUAACGGGAAGAAAGCAAUCGACAAGUACUUUGUUGUACUAUUAUUCUUCCUGAAUAUCUUUUAUGUAUCAAUACAAAUAAACAGAUGUAAUUAUUCUA